GCAUCAUGCUGAUGUCCCAAGCUGGAGGAGCAGUUGGCAACUGUCAAAAUGUAACAUUCCAUCCUGGCUAACAACUGCUUUCAGUUCAGUUCAACAGUUCAACCACAUGGAGAAGCAAAACUACAGCAAGUUCUCCUGUUUCUGGGAGACAGAGCCCGUAGGCUGUAGGAGGAUAAGCUGUGACUUCUUUCACAGAAAACCCCGUAAUAUAAAUGGACUUUAUUUGCCACCGAGUAACAAUGUCCCAUUAAAACAGGAUGUCCAAGGAGGGAUUCUGCAUCCAGUCCUUCGUCAAGACUCACUCAGAAAUCAAGAGAAUAUUUUAUUGCCAAUUCAUCCUCCACUGAUUAUAAACCUCGGUGAGGAAGAGGAGGAUGAAGAGGACGAUGGAGAGGAAAAGAACUCUGUUUCUAACUUGAGGCCCAAGACCACUGCAGAUAUUGAAGAGGAAAGAGCGAUAAGGGAUAUAUGCUAUAAAUCUGGAGAGUAUUAUGGAAUUCAGAACCCUCACAAACAUCAACCAACAAAAACUGGGUCUUCACCUUGGCAAGAUGAACUACUACCCUUGGAAGCUACUGAACAAAACUUACAGAAAGGUGAUGGUAACACAAUUCCUACAAAAUGUAAUAAUGCAAGAAAAGAGAAAGAGAGUUCAGAAAGGAGAGUACCAAUAGAGAGUACUCCCAGAAAAGAUCAUAAAUCCUUUGUCAAUGGAGGAGGUGGUGGUUCUGGGACACAGAGGAGCACAUUUUUUGAUGGGACCAGAUUUGAGGCACCACUACCUUGGGAAAAAGAACGAAUUUCAUCCAAGUAUUCCAAUGCAAAAGAGACAAACCACACUGAGCUGGUAAAGAACCAUCGCUGUAAGGAAGUAAAAGAAAAUAAAUGCAUUUCUGAAGAGCCAAGAAAUUCAGCUAAUACAGUAACUGGCAAAGGAAUUCAGACUUUGGACCCCAAAGUAAAACCAAGGUACCAACAAAGGGGUCAAAGUAAGAAUGAUGAAACUGCUUCUUCCAGUCCUUAUGGGAAAGAAACUGGAAGAUACACUAAUUUAAAUUCUCCAGAACCUCGACGAUCAGCAUAUGUAGUCUAUCGUACAGUCACUCAAAAACCAAAGUUCAAUGGAUCUACAGCAGUACCUGAAUCAUAUGGUCAGAAAUGCUCAAAACAGAAGAAUCAGCCUGACAACAAUAGGAGAUUUUGGACACAAACAGAAAACUAUGGCAAAUAUACUUCAGGAUCUUCUAAUUCACCAACUUGGAGAAAAAGAAAUCCACAGGCAAAACCAAUCUCUAAGUUUAAAACAACCACUCAGAGCCAAGAAGACAUGGAAGGCAAUAGAAAAGGAGAAAAAGAAAAAUCUAAAGGAAAAUAAGGAGAUUAUCAACUGGAAUACAAAAAGAUGAUGAACCUGCAAAUUCCAAAAAGAAGGUGUAGGAAUUACACUGUAAUGUUUCUAAGUUGGCUAAAAAAUUUAAAAAGUAUACUCUGCACAGUCACACAUAAAGGUGUUUAAUAUAUCCCCUAAGUUUAAUCCAUUGUGAAAAUUUGGCAGUUGAAGUUAUUUUUACAGAUUAUGGCUGUACACCAGAAGACUGACAGUAAUAGAUAUCCAUAGAGAGCAAAAAUAUCCCUAAGCAGUCUUCCCCUUUUUUAUUUGGCAGAUCUUUAAAGGCAUAAUUCCUAAUAUGAAUAAAUACUAUUUACUUAGCAGUUUCAGAAGACUUUUGAUGUGGACAACAAUAGAAUGUAGCUGUUCUGGUGUAAAAGCCAUAUUCUUAGAUGGCUUAGCUGUUUGCCAGAUGUUUGGGGGCUCAGUCUGAAUUUGAUCUUGAAAUUUUGCUAUUUUAGCAGAGAAACAGAACUGUGUUAUGAACUAAAUGAACUUCACAACAAAAUUCUCAGAAUCAAAUGAAAUAUGUAUUUGCACACAUUUUAAACUAAAAUAUGAAGAGUUGGGUAAAGACUGAGAGGAAGACUGAUAAGAAUGAAAUUUUAAUAUUGCUUCCUGGAGAAACAAGCUUCAUACUGAGGUGUUACAUAUACGUGACUUCAUAUCUUUAUCUGAGAUGUUUUUCUUUUUUUUUGUAUUUGCCUCACCUUUGAUCAUUCUUAGAACAUAAUCAAUUUUUGAGAAGAACCCUUCAGACUUCUUUCUGUAACACUGACAAUUACUGUCCCAUAAUUAUCUUGGUAGCACCUGUAACUCAGUAUGAAAGCACAACCUUGGAGUCUUUUAUUCAUUGUGACUUUUCAGAGCAUGAGGAUGGAUCAGAUACCUUCCAGGGUACUUCUAGAUGAAAUUAUUUUCUCGUUCUAUGAGAAAUAUAGUCAUAUAUUUCUCUGUCCUACUUUACUGAAAAUAUCUCAAUAAUGGAAUAAUUUUUAUUCUAUUUUGAAAUUUAUAUAGGCAUCACUUUUCUUAACUGAGAGAAGAAUAGAAAUCCCUAGAGUAUCUAGUUUAGCUAAGUACAAGUGUACAAAACAAGAAACACGUUUUUAAAUCAAGGAACAAGGUGUUGAAAAUGUUCCCAACACCCCUAAUUAAACACUGCAUAUGCAGCCUGUUGGUUCAUGCCACACAGAUGCCUUACCACAGGAGAAAAUCAACCAGCUCCUUGGAAUAGGGGAACCUGCAGGGAGCUCCUGCUUGGUACAGGUGAUUACACCCCCUGCCUGGCCUCACCUUUAUUUAGCAGUGCAGCAAGAAGUUCUCAGGUGAACAUCCCUUCUGUUUGACAGUAGGAAUGAGGAAUAUAGUUGGCUUCUUUGGGAAAAUCCUGUAAGAGUUCCAAUGACCAAAAUAGGAUAACUUUUCCAUGGAUGGGAUCUGCAGGGUAUGCUGGGCUAUGGUUAGAGGUCCAUUCAAUGCUGCACAAUUUGGGGCUCCCAGCAUCUGAAGGGUCAUACGAUCUAUACUGUCUUCCUUUUCUUUUUAGUCUGGUCUCAAAAAAACCAGGACCUUGAGAGAUGCUUUACAGAAUCUGAGCACCUUACUGACUGGGAUCACAAACAAAGCAUCUCCUGGUUCAACUUUAUCCACCUCCCUGUCCUGAAAAGCCAAUCCCACAAGCCAAAGCCAAAAGAAAAUAAUUUUCUGGCAUCUUAACAUACUAACAUCCCAGCAAGUGAUUGGGCUAAGUGUCAGGCCCAGCUCAAGGAAAAGACAAAGAAAUGCAGGAGGAGAAGGUGUGGCCAUGAGGGCAAUUCUUGGCUGAUCCUGGGUUGUGGAACCACAGCCUCAGUACGUUAUCUCUUCCCUUUUCACUGGAGCUUCCUGUAGAGAAAUUACAAAUACUGUUCUCUUCUCAUCACUUGCUCAGAGGAAGUCGCAGAUACUAAGAAAUAUGUCACCAUUGUACACUUAAUAUAUGGCUCAACAAGAUAUUAACAGUUCCUGUGAGGUGUUAACUGCUCUUGAUGGAAAUUCGAGGAACAGAAAGAGAUCGAGUGCUUUGAGUGAUCAAAUUCUUAAAUAAGAUUUCCCUUUCACAGCUUCAAGGACACUAAGAUCCUUUUAAAUAAUAAAAAUAUAUGUGUGUUUUCCAGAUCACAGACAUUUUCUCUAUUAUAUUUUUUAAUCCGCUCUUGCUUGGUCUUCUUUGUCAUUAGGGCCUCAGAGAGGAGCCAAAGGAAAUUGAGGAUAUUCAGCAUUUUAUGCAGCGAGGCCCUAAAGAUUGCACUUCUUUUGCAUUUUCUCAUAAUCACUGUAUGACAGAUCCCCCACACUUAUUUAAGCAUAUAGUACUUGAAAAUAAGUCCUGAGAUAAUGAGCCAAAGAUCAGAGGCAGAGGGCUACUGAAAUAGAGUUGAAUUUGUCCCAGUAUUAAUAAGUAUGCAUGGCCAUAAUCUGCUGCUGAAUUGAAAGGCCCAGAGGAAAGAAGUGAUUUGUUGCUUUCACCCUAUACAUGUUAAAAUAUGUUAAUGUUUUUCCAAAUGGUACUUCUGAAAACACAUCAGACGUCUAGUCUAGAUGAAUCAUAUUACUUAGUAAAAGGAAUAACAGUGGUACUACCUGUAUUUUAUCAAAAGUUUGCAAAGCUUCCAGUCUGAGAGUCUGCAUUCCUGAACAAAAUUAUAUGGCUAAAUUAAAACCAUUAACUCCUAGCAUCUUAGCAGCUCUAAUAAUUUAAAUAAUCUGUUUAUUAAUUAACUCAAAGUCCAUCUCAACACUGGAAGGAGAAAAACAUUGAUGGUUACAAAAGAAAAACCGAAUUAAAUGUUCCUGGGAAUUGUAGGCAUUGUUUAAAAAAAGAUGGUUUUCACAGUUUCCAUUUGACCUAAUGUCUUCAAAGAUUGAUAUCCUUGUUGUUGCUAUUCAUGCAUGAUCAUAGAAUCAUAGAAUUAUCAAGGUUGGAAAAGACCUCCAAGAUCAAGUCCAAGGCUUAUUAAUGAAUUUCCACUUGAAGGAUAGAAUGUGCUUCUUACAUCUUCACAACACUUUCUGCUCCCAAGAAGGAUCUUUGAAGAUUUUGAAGAUUACAAUGCCUCACAGGAGUAUGUAACAAGCACAACAUACUGUAACAUGACCCAUGGUAAUCCUAUUGACUUCAGUAGAAUUACUGAUAUUCUUAAAUUCAAGUGUAUCUUGAUUGAUCACAGCAGAGUGGCUUCCAAGUUUUUCAUUUCAGUAUGCAUUGCAGCCUGCCAAAUUCAUGUUGCUCUUGGAGAUGGAUGAGGAUGUUAAAUGUAGCAAGACUUUUAACUUUUGAAGCAGAAUUUGCGAGCUGAGGAAAUAUAGUAGAGAAUUGUAUGAGGAAC
Lepidothrix coronata (blue-crowned manakin) is the source of this 4761-nucleotide messenger RNA. RefSeq names its product chromosome unknown C12orf50 homolog (gene ZC3H11D). Bases 107 to 1375 code for a protein of 422 amino acids. The record is from RefSeq and is a predicted model, not a curated record. The transcript has 12 exons. NCBI's taxonomy places the organism in Eukaryota, Metazoa, Chordata, Aves, Passeriformes, Pipridae.